Psylliodes chrysocephalus is the source of this 741-nucleotide messenger RNA. NCBI's taxonomy places the organism in Eukaryota, Metazoa, Arthropoda, Insecta, Coleoptera, Chrysomelidae. The record is from the annotation of a GenBank genome assembly.
AUGAACAAGCACGACAGAGAUAUUGAUAUAUCUGUUCAAGAAGGAAAUACUGGCAGCCGCGUUAAAAAGCCCAAAACUCCCGAGAAACGAAGGUUAAAUAAGCAACAAAAAUAUGUUGGUAAGGAUCCUGGACUAUUAAGGUUUACGAGACCAUGCAAUCAUAACACUGCUAGUUAUAAGUGCAGUACUGUUGCCUUGGCUGAUAUUAGACUUAUUGGACGAAAGCUUUAUGCUGCUCCUGAUAAACUUACGCAGGAUAUUAAGUUAUGUCACAUGCUGGGUGUUUGUGAAAAAGUAAAGAAACGCUCCAACAAAGACAAUAUAAGAAAAGAAAAAGAUCCCAAAAAAAAAUCUGACCUGAUGAUCGAACGUCGAAUACAAAGAAAGAGGGCAGACGCUUCCUACAAACUUGCAAAAGAAGAUCCUCCAAAUUCAAUAAGUUUUUGCUUUGAUAUGCAGCAGGUGCAGCCGUUGCCUCACACCCCCAUUACAGAUGCCUUUUACUCUCACCAAGUGAGUUUCUACAUAUUUUGUUGCGUCGACAUGAACUCAAGGCACCCUACCUUUUACACCUGGACUGAGAUACAAGAUGAUCGUGGGUUAGUUAAGAUAGGUUCAGCUCUAUUAAAUUAUUUGGAUUCAUUGGAACCCGAAGACAUUGAAGUAUUAAGACUAUUUUUGUGGGGGCCAGAACAAAAACUCGCAUAUUGUACAUGCUCUUUAUUUUUGGCUCUAAAAUAG